This is a messenger RNA of Carassius gibelio (silver crucian carp), 3075 nucleotides long. RefSeq names its product E3 ubiquitin-protein ligase Siah2. The record is from RefSeq and is a predicted model, not a curated record. The transcript is spliced from 2 exons. Lineage: Eukaryota; Metazoa; Chordata; Actinopteri; Cypriniformes; Cyprinidae. The coding region runs from base 161 to 1105 and encodes 314 amino acids. Gene Ontology annotation, cellular component: cytoplasm. Gene Ontology annotation, molecular function: ubiquitin conjugating enzyme binding; ubiquitin protein ligase activity; zinc ion binding. Gene Ontology annotation, biological process: proteasome-mediated ubiquitin-dependent protein catabolic process; multicellular organism development.
GUUACUCGCUCUCAAACUAUGGCGGCCAUGUUGUAUCCGCGCCCGCGGGGGACUGGAGGGUGUUCGGAACCGAGUCUGUCUUCAGUCGGGUCUAUAUGGUGGGGCUCUCGGGCUUGAACUCGUCUUGGUUUUACACCGUAACAGAUCUACACUCCUCACCAUGAGCCGUCCGUCCUCUGCGGGUGGUGCGGCCGGAGGACUCGGAGCUUGUAAAGCAGGAGGAAGUAAGCAUGGAGGUUCUGGAGGAACAACCGCCGCCGCCGCUGGGGUAUCGGGCUCUGUCGCGGGCACUUGUACGGUGUCCGCGGCCGCUGUAGCCCUUCCAACCGCUGUCCUACCAGGACAGUCAGCCGAACUGACAGCACUGUUUGAGUGCCCGGUGUGUUUCGACUACGUGCUGCCCCCGAUCUUGCAGUGUCAGGCUGGGCAUCUGGUGUGUAACCAGUGUCGACAAAAGCUCAGCUGUUGUCCGACUUGUCGCGGCCCUCUCACGCCGAGCAUAAGGAACUUGGCAAUGGAAAAAGUUGCAUCUACUCUGCCGUUUCCGUGUAAGUAUGCCUCAGCUGGAUGUCUGCUGUCCCUUCACCACAGCGAGAAGCCGGAGCAUGAAGAAGUCUGUGAGUUCCGCCCCUACACCUGCCCAUGCCCCGGGGCUUCCUGUAAAUGGCACGGCUCCCUGGAGGCCGUCAUGCCACAUCUCAUGCAUGCCCACAAAUCCAUUACCACCUUACAGGGUGAGGACAUAGUCUUUCUUGCCACGGAUAUUAAUCUACCGGGGGCUGUGGACUGGGUCAUGAUGCAGUCAUGUUUCGGCCACCACUUCAUGCUGGUUCUAGAGAAGCAGGAGAAAUAUGAGGGACACCAGCAAUUCUUUGCCAUCGUGCUGCUCAUUGGCACGCGAAAGCAAGCUGAGAACUUUGCCUACCGCCUCGAGUUGAACGGCAACCGUAGGCGACUCACGUGGGAGGCCACGCCGCGCUCGAUCCACGAUGGCGUAGCAGCAGCCAUCAUGAACAGUGACUGUCUUGUGUUUGAUACCUCUAUUGCCCACCUGUUUGCAGACAAUGGCAACCUGGGUAUCAAUGUGACCAUCUCCAUGUGCUGAGGUGGCAGCGUAAGGCUUUAUCCAGUGACCCAAACCUUGGACAACCUCUGCUCCCUAUCAGACUGCAGGUUCUGAAGACAGCAGUUGGGAGAUGUAUACAUUUGUGUGUAUUUCAGCUCAAGAGUCAUCCACUAAAACAGCGCACACUUUCCAGAUUCACAAGUAGGUUAGUUUGCCAGGUUAGGAUGACAAGAGUCCUUCUCGAGAUGAAGGGGGGAGUGCGCAGGUGUUAGCAGUCCAUAGGUGCAAUUGAGAAUUUCUUUUGCACACCCCAAGGAUUAAAAAAACACCAACUUUCUGAUUACACCUUCAGUAGAAGUGUGGAUGAACACCUUCACAUAAUCAAAAUGCUAUCUUGGGAAUAGUCUAGGCAUGAAGGUGUAACAUUUGCCUCAGAAGCUUAUAAAACUUAUGUUGUACAAAACUGCACUGACUACUUUUCGUCUUUGAAUAUUGAGUGAAACCGUGGAAAUUGUACAUGGCGAUGUUAAUGGUGAUCCUCUGAAUUUCAUGGUUGUAUAUUGGCUUGAUAAAACAAUGCCCAUGGUGGAAAUACAGUGUGCAUGGUGGAAAUAAAAUUCACUUGCAAAAAUGAGUACAUAGCCACCAUGUUUUAAAGACAAGAAUCUGACCUCUUUCACUGUUUUUUCCUUUCUUCCCUUCUUUUUUUAAAUACCAUAUUUGUUGUCAAUGUUGCAAUAUGUAAUGUGGACAAUAUUUAAUUUUAUGGUCCUUAUCCAGAGGAGAGAACUGGUUUGUGAUCAACACAGAUAUAAGCUCCAUAAAAUGACAGAACUACAGCCAGCCAUUUCAAAUUUUGUUGCCCAUGAUCUAAUGCCACACAUUUUCAUGGAUAUAUUUGUAUUAUACUUGAUUUCUUUUUUUUUUUUUUAAAGAUUGUUGGCCUAUAAAUGAUAAAUCUGUAUUUAAUUGCCCUCAUUUUCUAACACUUAUAUGUGGACCACCAAAGGAGAAGUUAAGUUGAAUAAAUGCAGACCAUACAACCUGUGCUCUUUACUUCAAGUCUUUUGAAGCCAUAUUAUAGCUUUAAGGCAGAGACUUGAAAUGUAUGGCUUUUUACUGAAAAUAUCUAAUUGUAUGAAAAAGAGCUGCUCACACAUUUUGCUAGAUGACUUCUAUACAGGUUUCAAUAACAAGGUGAGGAAAUUACAACAUUUUCAUUUAACUAUUUCUUUUAUACAUGUGUUUGAUCUUUGCUUUUUACCGUACUUUGUCUAGUCAACAGUGACUGUAUGUAAAAGAUUUAGCCUGUGCACAAACACAACCUGUUAUUUACUUGUUGAUAAAAGUGUCCGCAUUUAAUUGGUUUUGUUGUCUUUGUAGUUUUUCCUACAUUAUAUUUGAGGUUAUCUUUAAGGUAUUUUAAAAGAAAAGCUUUCGUAAAAAUAUAAACCACUUUAGUUUUGUUGGUAUUUGUUGUAACUGUUAUGUCUCUUACAAAAUGAUUGUUUAGUCUAGCUUUGUUUACUCUAGUUCUUUAAAACCCAGUAAGAUCUGAGCAAUUUCUCACUCUCCUCUUUGGUCAAUGAACCCACACAAUGCCUUACUUGUAUACAAACUCAGUCUUUAGAGUCUACCGCCUUCAAGGACUCUGUGUCAAGUUCAGGUCACUAUCCUCCAAACCUCUAGUGACUUGAAAGAGACUUCCAUUUUUGAGUGGGAAGGACAUGCCGCAUCAUUCUAAUUUGCCCCCAAAACCUGCUGCAGUACCAGUUUCACUUACACUGUUCAAGUACGGAACCCAGCCUCUUUUCAAAUACCUCUGAUGACUUUGGAGAUGUCUGUGCGAGAAGAGCAUUGAUAUCCCUGAAUGUGGUUGGCUCUGUCAAGAGAUCUCAAGAUUGAUGCAUAACUGACACUCUCAGCUCUUCAUGUCUGCUGUUUUACUCGUUCUGAAAAGUAAUUUAAAAAUGUAAAUUAAAUGUUUUAUAAAUCUGUUGUUGAGCAAA